AUGGAAGUUAAACCGAUAAAAACAACACUACAAGAGUUAAAACAAAUUCAAAAGAAAUAUAAAACAUACUCCGAGUCACCAAAUAAUGAUCGUUUAACAUCCCCAGAGAAAAUUUUAAAUGUUUACACUGGUCAAUUACAAUUAACAACAACAUCCACAACGGUUGUUGAAAAACCAAAUGUUAUAGAUAGUGAAAAACUCUCCUGUCAAAUUUAUGAAAAACUUUUACUGGAAUAUUUUGCAAAUGGAUUAAACAAUACUGACUUACUUCCAUUAGAUUCUUAUGAUCUUUUGAAAAGAAUUGCUAUUUGGCAGACGACAUAUAAGAUUACAUUUACUAAUUCUUCGUUGAAUAAGCUUGAAAUUGCUUUAAAGUCCUUAUCAAAUAUAUGGGGCCCUGGCAUUAUAUUAGCCAAAGAUAAAAAUAUAAAUUCAAAAAAGAGACUUGUUGUAGAAAAAGUAGAUAUCAAAAAAUUGGGUGUUAUAAAAAUAAUUCAAAGUGCAAUAGAUUCAGAUAAUCCUUCAUUAUUAGAAAAGGCCUUACAACUGAAGGCACCUGCUAUUACUACGGCUACAAAAGGUGCCAAGAAACGUAAAUUAGAAGAAGAUCCAAUUGAUGACGAAGAAUUUGCAAAAGAAAUAAAUGAACUUCUUGAAAAACCGACUUUUAUCGAAGCUGAACAAAAUAAUUUACUUCAGGAUUUAUGCGUUAUGCUUAAUAAAAAAUCUUCCAAGGAUCAGCUAAUUAUGGAAAUGUUUCAUUCUACAAAUAAUUAUUUCCGAGAAUUUUGUGUUCAUGGAACUAAAACAGAUUGUAAAAAAAAUCGUAAAACUGCUCGAGCAUGUAAUAGGCUACAUUUUCGACCAAUGCUUCGCCCACAUACUGAAUUGGAACUCGGGGAUUGCUCGUAUUUAAACACUUGUCAUCGAAUGGACACGUGUAAAUAUGUUCAUUACGAAUUGGAUGAUGAUGAAGAAAAAUGGGCAUUUGUUCAACGCAAUGAAAUUCCAUCUGGUGUGGUAUUCACACCACCAACAAAAGUGUUGCCCCCUCAAUGGAUAAAUUGCGAUGUACGUAAAUUUGAUUUUUCCAUAUUAGGUAAAUUCACCGUUAUCAUGGCAGACCCUCCAUGGGAUAUUCAUAUGACGCUUCCAUAUGGAACCAUGACUGAUGAUGAAAUGAAAGCAAUGGCAAUAUCAGAAUUACAAGAUGAAGGGUUGAUAUUUUUGUGGGUUACUGGUAGAGCAAUGGAAUUAGGAAGAGAAUGUUUGGCUAUUUGGGGUUAUGAUCGGGCUGAUGAAUUGGUAUGGAUCAAGACUAAUCAAUUACAACGACUAAUAAGAACAGGUCGGACUGGUCAUUGGUUAAACCAUAGUAAGGAACAUUGCCUUGUCGGAAUUAAAGGAAAUCCAGAAGGUUUAAAUUGGGGUCUUGACUGCGAUGUAUUGGUUGGUGAGGUUCGUGAAACAAGUAGAAAACCAGAUGAGAUUUAUGGUAUAAUUGAUCGAUUGGCACCAGGAACAAGAAAAUUAGAAAUAUUUGGAAGACAACAUAACACAAGACCUGGUUGGAUGACACUUGGAAAUCAAUUAGAUGAUGUAAGAUUAUAUGAACCAGAAUUGGGUAAAGAACGUUAUUCUAAGCAAGAAUUAGUUGGUAGGGGUGCUUAUGGUUCUGUAUAUAAAGGGAUUGAUAAUGAGACAAAUGAAGUUGUAGCAAUAAAAGUUUUAAAUUUAGAUGCAGAAGAAGAUGAUGUAGACGAUAUAAUAAAAGAAAUCAAUUUAUUAUCACAACUAAAGCAUGAAUCGCAAAAUAUAACUAGAUAUUAUGGAAGUUUUCUUCAUGGAACAAAAUUAUGGAUUAUUAUGGAGUAUGCAGCUGGUGGAAGUAUUAGAACUUUGAUGAAGUCUGGAAGAAUAGAAGAAAAAUACAUAUCAAGUAUCACUAAAGAGGUAUUACAAGCAUUAAUUUAUUUGCAUAAAUGUAAAAUAAUUCAUAGAGACAUUAAAGGAAAAGUUCAAUUAUGUGAUUUUGGAGUAGCAGGACAAUUAACUGCAUCUUCAUCAAAAAGGACAUCGUUCGUUGGUACACCAUAUUGGAUGGCACCGGAAGUGAUUAUUGAGGGUGCAACCUAUGAUAUGAAAGCUGAUAUAUGGUCUUUAGGAAUUACUGUAUAUGAAAUUGCUACAGGAAAUCCACCUUAUCAUGAUCAAAGCGCAAUGAGAGCAAUACAAUUGAUUCCAAGGAAUCCACCAGCCCAAUUAGAGGGUCCUUAUUCAAUACCUUUAAAGGAAUUUGUUUCGUUAUGUCUUAACGAAUGCCCUGAACAACAUCAAAAUGGGAUAUUAAGAGAUCUCAUUGCGAGAUUUGAUUUAUGGAAACAAACAACAGGGUAUCGUCAAUCAUUUUCAGAUCCAUAUGGAACACCUUCGAGUGAUUCUUGUGAUAUUGGAGAUAAUGACGACGAUGAGGAUGCUUGGAUUUUCGAUACAGUGCAAAAUACGGCGAAUACAGCGAUACAUCGUAAAUCACAUUCUUUAGGAUCACUUGCAACAACAUUAUCAUUUCCAACACCACCAACGACAUCAACACUACAAUCACAACAAAAUGCUAGUUAUGGGCGUAUAACAAACAAUGACGAGAAGUUAUCGCCGAAAAGAUACACAUAUUCACGGAAAUAUUCAGAAAAUCAACAUCCGCUUUUACAACUAUUUAACAACGAUGAUCGAAAACAAGAUUAUAAUAAUUCAUUGUUUUCAAAUGAACAUUCCGAAAGUCCUAUAAUAUCCAUACCAUCAGAUUAUAAUGAAGUUAUUUAUUUAUUUAAUUCACAAUAUUCCUCCUUUAGCCAAUCAAAAAAUUCAUUUUCAAUGGAAAAUGGAUUGACUAACAACAACAAUAAUAACAAUCUGAAUAAAUCAACAGACUCGUCAUCAAGCAUACUAAAAAAUGCUCAACAAACUCAAGGUUCGAAUGGAUUAUUAUUAUUAUCUAGUGUCAAACCAAUUACUAACAAAGAAGAUAGUGGGUAUUUUUCGUUUCGACCACAUGCAAAAUCGAGUCAAUUGAUUAGAAUGAAUUCAGAGAAAUCGAUGGGUCAGAUAACUAAUAAUAUUUGCCUAUUAACGCCUCCAACAUCAAUACAUAUGAACCACAAAUCAAGUUCGUCUGGUUCAUCGACAGAUAGUAAUAGAUCUAAUAAUUGUAACGAGGUUACCAACAACAACCUUAGUAAUAGCAAUAAUAAUAAUAGUGGUAGCAAUUUAAAUCCAUCAUAUCCUUCAUCACCUAGUAAAAAAGGAUUUAAAAUUAUGAUGCCAGUAAGACAUGGAAGGGGUAGGCAGUAUCCAUCAUCACAUCAUGCAAGAAGAGUUAGAUCAGCAACAACUUUAAAUCAAACCAAUAGACCUAAUACAGAAGAAUUAAUAGGGCAAAACAGUUUGGGAGUUUAUAUGCAAAGACAAAGAGCCACCAGUAUUGGUGGAGGCAAUAUACAAAAAUCACCAAAAGCCAAACCAAUUUUUGCAAUACAAUCAUCACAGAUAAUAAAGGAUGGGCCAGAGUUAAGACAAUUAAAAAUGGAUAAUUAUCGUGGCACUAAUGAAGUAUAUGAAGAUUUGUCAAAAACUACAGAUGAUUUUUUACAAUGGAUGUUAUUAUUAGAUGCUGGGAUCAAUCAACUUUUAACAAGGUUUUAA
This is a messenger RNA of Entrophospora candida, 3699 nucleotides long. The record is from the annotation of a GenBank genome assembly. Lineage: Eukaryota; Fungi; Glomeromycota; Glomeromycetes; Entrophosporales; Entrophosporaceae.